AUGGCUACCCUGGACUUCACCAAGUUCUACAAUGUCAUCGACGGCAAGCUGGUAGGCACGGCCAAGACGCGCCGCGCCGUCAACCCGUCGACCGAGGAGGAGCUGUGGGAGGUGCCCGUCAGCACGCAGGAGGACAUCGACAAGGCCGUCGCCGCGGCCAAGAAGGCCCAGGAGGCCUGGGCCGAGGUGUCGUGGGAGGACCGCCGGAAGGCCAUCCACGACUUCGCCGCCGCGCUCGAGAAGCAGUCCGGCGAGUUCGCCAAGCUCCUGACCACUGAGCAGGGCAAGCCCCUCAUGUUCGCCCAGGGCGAGAUCGCCGAGGCCGUCCGGUGGCUGCGCACCCUGAGCUCGUACCCGGAGCCGCAGGAGACGGUGGAGGAGUCCCCAGAGCGCAAGGUGUCGAUCCGGUACACGCCGCUGGGCGUGGCGGUGGGCAUCGUGCCGUGGAACUUCCCGGUGCAGCUGGCGAGCGGCAAGAUCGCGGCGGCGCUGGUGACGGGCAACGCCUUCAUCCUCAAGCCGUCGCCCUUCACGCCGUACUGCGACCUCAAGAUGGCGGAGCUGGCGCAGGCCUUCUUCCCGCCGGGCAUCUUCCAGGCGCUCAGCGGCGACGACAACCUCGGGCCCUGGCUGACGGCGCACCCGGGCAUCGACAAGGUCAGCUUCACGGGGUCGACGGCGACGGGCAAGCGGGUCAUGGAGAGCUGCGCCAAGACGCUCAAGCGCGUGACGCUGGAGCUGGGCGGCAACGACCCGGCCAUCGUGUGCGCGGACGCGGACCCGGCCGUGGUCGGGCCCAAGGUGGCGACCAUGGCGCUGUUCAACAGCGGGCAGAUCUGCAUCGCGGUCAAGCGCGUCUACGUGCACGAGAGCAUCUACCCGGCGGUGCUGGCGGCCAUGGUCGAGUUCGUCAAGAGCGUGCGCGUCGGCGACGGCCACUCCGAGGGCGUCUUCAUGGGCCCCGUCAACAACAAGCUGCAGUUCGACCGCGUCAAGAACCUGCUCGACGACAUUGAGAAGACGCAGCUCAAGAUCGCCACCGGCUCCACCAAGACCCAGGCCGACGGCAGCAAGGGCCUGUUCAUCACCCCGACCAUCAUCGACAACCCCCCCGAGGACUCGAGAAUCGUCGUCGAGGAGCCUUUCGGCCCCGUCUUCCCCGUGCUCAAGUGGACCGACGAGGCGGACGUCAUCAAGCGCGCCAACGACACCGACAUGGGUCUGGGCGCGUCCGUCUGGUCGCAGAACAUGGAGACGGCGCACCGCAUCGCCAAGAAGCUCAAGGCCGGCAACGUGUGGAUCAAUGCCCACGCCGAGCCCCAGCCCGAGGCGCCCUUCGGUGGCCACAAGCACAGCGGUGUUGGCUACGAGUGGGGUGAGGGUGGCCUGAAGGCGUACUGCAACGCGCAGUCGGUAUACGUCAAGACUUCGCCAUAA
This is a messenger RNA of Neoarthrinium moseri, 1437 nucleotides long. RefSeq lists its product as uncharacterized. The transcript has 3 exons. The coding region runs from base 1 to 1437 and encodes 478 amino acids. Gene Ontology annotation, molecular function: aldehyde dehydrogenase (NAD+) activity. The record is from RefSeq and is a predicted model, not a curated record. Lineage: Eukaryota; Fungi; Ascomycota; Sordariomycetes; Amphisphaeriales; Apiosporaceae.